GAAGAGUUCUGAGCAUGCGCACUAUGCCCUGUUGUGAAGUAAAUGCGUCAGGUUUUGUUUUCAUGCUGCAUGAGUUUGGUGUUUUUAGGACAUGAGUGAAGAUGAAUGAGGAUGCAUACGAGGUCCCAGAGAGGGCUGACUACCGCUACCUAGUGCAGGAUGAGGAUGAUCUGGAGGAGGUGCAGUAUGUCCGUCACAGGCACUACAUCAGCCCCGUCUUAGUGCUGUCCAAACGUUGCAUCUUCUUCAUCUGCCUGGCGGUGCUCGCUCUGCUCAGUCUCGCCGUGUAUCUGGGCUACAUGGCCCAGACGCUGCCGCCGGGAUUCGCCCAGGUGUCAACAGACUGUGGAGACUUCAGAGGAAGACAUAAAGAUGGAGGCUACUCCUUUAAAGGGAUUCCCUACGCUGCCCCACCUGUCGGUAACCUUCGUUGGGCUCCUCCGACCGAUCCAAUGUGCCAGAGCGGGGUGACGGAUGCGGGACGCUUCCGCAGCAUGUGUCCUCAGGUUCGGCCAAUGGCGAAAACGGGGAAGGUGAUGGGUCAGGAGGACUGCCUGUUUGUCAACGUGUGGACACCCACGCUGGAGCGUGACGCCAAGCUGCCCGUCAUGGUCUGGAUCCAUGGUGGAUACCUGCACAUGCUCAGUGGAGGAGAGCAGGGAUACUCACCCACAGAGAAGCUCGCCGCAGACACACAAAUAGUUUACGUCAGCUUCAACUACAGACUCAAUGCGUUUGGCUUCUUGGCUCUGGAGAUCCUGAGAGAAGGUUCUCCAAGAAACAUCUCAGGGAACUAUGGCUUCUUGGACCAGAUUGCAGCUCUGAAGUGGGUCCAGAGGAACAUCCAAAUGUUUGGAGGAGAUCCUGAAAAAGUCACCAUAUUUGGACAGAGUUCAGGUGGGACUUCCGUGUGGACCCUGAUGAUGUCGCCACUGGCACAAGGCCUCUUCCACGCCGCCAUGGACCUGAGCGGCUCGUACGUUUACAACGCGACGCUGAAGCAAGCCGAGUCUGACAACCUGGUGUUUCUGAACAAGACGGGCUGUGCAGAUCAGGCCUGCCUCCGACGUCUCUCCACCACUCAGAUCCUGCAGGCCAUCCCCUGGCUGGAGUACCCGUCCUGGGCAGCAGACGAUGCUACCGACCUCCCCGUCAAAGGCCACUUCAUCGGCCCGCUUGCAGUGGUGGACGGAUACGUCCUCGAGGCGCCGCCUUUUGAGUUAUGGGAGAAGAAGCGAGGCUUUAACGACGUCCCUUUCCUCGUUGGGACGACGGAGCAGGAGGCCGACUUCAGUCCUCCGGCUGACAACAUCUCAGCGUGGACAUGGGGCGACUAUCGGUGGUUUGUAACAGAUAAACUUCGGUCCUUCAGUCAGGACCUCCCCAGAGAGGCUCUGGACCUGUACCCGUCCUCAGCCCCCUGUCCCACCACAGACCGCUGUCCAGAGAGGGCUUACACCACCAUGGUGUCGGACAUCAGGGCCACCUGUCCCAACAACGACCUGGCCUGGAGGGCUGCAGCCGCCCUCAGCAGUCCCGUGUAUCGCUACGUGGUCACGCACACGCCAUCCAGACCGGUCAACACAUCCAGCAGCCUGCUGCCGUAUUCCAGCCGUUUCUCCUUCCACUCCCUGGACGUCAUGGCUUUCUUUGGAGGACUGGAGCUCAUCCUGGGGAAACCUCUCUCGAAGCAGGACCGCAGCUUCCAGGAUCUCAUCACGCACCAUUUCGUCAGCUUCGCCAAAACAGGUAGGAUGGAGUGGCCUGAGUACCCAGCAUCCACUGCUCUGCUCUCUGAAACGUUGAAGCCAGUCCACAACUACUCAUCCGCCCGCUGUGAGCUGUGGAAGGAGAACGGCCUGUACGCCUACGCCUGGAUGAACUGAGCGUUGACGUGUUGUCAUAGCGAUGACUGCAGAUCCUGCCGCAGCCGUUCCAGCUUGAAACCUCACCGUCACGAAGCAUUCCACCAGUGUGACGUGGACCACGUCUGAAGCUUACGACUCAGAUGGGUCCUCAGAAGCCAUAUUUGUGUUCAAAUAGCAACCACUGCAGAUUAUUUUGUUUUGCAUUGUGAGAUUUUUGCCUCUGUUUUAAAACAGAGUUAAACAGGAUUUAGUUUCUCUGAUAGUGUUUCAUAAUUCUGGUCCUGGAUGUUUCCUGAUUGAAGUUAAUCCACUGUUGAUAACGAUACCAAAUUAAUCUAAAUAUUAAUCUCAUCCAAGCAUUUUAAACCAGGGAAACCUCUAAAACAUGCAGGGUAGUGGAUUAUAAAGUUUAGGGCUGAGGCGCUGCCCUGUGGGGAAUUUAAAAAGGAAGACAAGCUUAUCUGCAAGAGGACAUGCCAGCAAGCGAGUUUUUUACGUUGCAUUUUUGGUGAAUUUAACCUCUAGCAGGCUGCAAGUCGGACUAAAGAAGCCUGAAGGAAGCACAUACAGCAGAGUGAGUGAUGGAAACAUUUACACUUGGGAUAAAUAGGAUUCAGGAUUCAUAAGGGAGGACGAUAAAGACACAUCUGGCAUGAUGAUAAACUCGGUGUAGAGUGGAAAGUAACCAUACACUGUUAAAUCCAGGACAAUUACAAUCUGUGAUAUGUAAAGAUUUUACAGCUGAAAAAGAAAAUGGCAGCAUUAAUUAAGGUGAGAUUUAAAUAGGAAAGAAGCACCUUGUCUGUGGAAAUGUUCAGCUCUCGGUUUUAUCACCCAAGUCUUGAAGUGCAACAAAAGAACAAAUAUUUACACUUUUAGCUAUUUUAAAUGAAAAUUUAAAGGAAAAAGAAAAACAUCCAACUAGUCAGCCAUGUUCUCCAAACUCUUCCUCAAAAGGUCCUGAACUUCCAGAAAGCAGCACAUCCUGAUGAAGAGCAUGUUAGGACAGACGCUGCCUCUGGGGCUUCAUCCGCUGCUGGAAGGAGGAAGGAUUAAUCAAACUGUCCAUCAAACCUCCCAGCUGUCGCUUCUCAAGAUGAACUCUGCACCAAGUAUUUCUAAACUAUAAUGUCGACAUUUCCAUAUGAUCUUUGUAGCGACCAACCACAUUAAACAGCUUAAGCUUAAACUAACAGGGAAAGUCUCAUUUGUAGCUCGACUGCGUCACAGUAUUUCAUAUUUGGUUGGUGAAUUCUGACGAAAUAAAGAUCAGAAAUAUUUAUAAAGGUGAGAAAAAGUUAUAUUUUCUGCAAAAAGAAGUCCUAUAUGACAAGAGUAGAAUUAACAUUAGAAGGUGAUGGUUGAAGUUGUUAAGAAUGGAAACUAUUUAAUUUUGUUUUCUUUUUCUUUUCAAAAAUAGGAUUUUUAUUAGUGAAUCAAGUUAUUGUUUGUGAAUUUAGUUGAAUUCUGCUGUUUGGACUGAUUUAUAACCUCAACACUGGGCCACAUGUCUGGACUCUGAUAAUCCUCCUGAAGUGCGGUUUUUCUUGCUGCCUGGUUUCUAACCACUUGUUAGCUUUUGUAACGGCAGACAUGAAUCCCGCUUUGUGUUUGCUGUGUUAAUGUGAUGAAAUUCACUCUUUGUAAGCUCAAUAAACUAAAAUCAUG
Messenger RNA from Melanotaenia boesemani (Boeseman's rainbowfish), 3536 nucleotides. RefSeq names its product para-nitrobenzyl esterase. The record is from RefSeq and is a predicted model, not a curated record. The transcript has 10 exons. Bases 102 to 1886 code for a protein of 594 amino acids. Lineage: Eukaryota; Metazoa; Chordata; Actinopteri; Atheriniformes; Melanotaeniidae.